UUAACUAGAGCUUCUUUGUGAAUAAAAAUCAAUCAAUCAAUCAAAACACAGCAUCUCUUUAUUGAGUAGAUACAUGUUGUUGCUGCUUAGUUCAACAUGGCUGCAGAAAGUUCAGGCAUCAUAUCUGCAUUGGCAGUAAAUGGGUCAACUAAGGACAAUUAUGUCAUGCGUGUGGUUGAAAAAGAAAAUGAUGGACAAGUUAAGAAACUCAUUGCAGAGGAAAAGGCAUCUGUUGCAAUCCCUAAGAAUAAAAGAAGAACUGUUGUGCCAACCAGAAUCUUUGAACGCUCAAAGACAGAUUCAGAAGCCAGUAAAUGCAGUGUGUGUUGUGCCAGAGCAGGUUCAGACUUGUAUAGGAGUUCUACUGUAGGCUUGUCAAACUCCAACAGAUUUAGGAAAAAUAUUGAAAAGAAGAGAAUAAAUAAAAGAUCUGUAACAACAAGACAAAAACGCCAUAAAGAUGAGUUCAAGCGCCUUGUUGAUGCAAGGCUUUGCAUGGAAAGGCAGAGAGUUCUGACAUUUGAGAGCUAUGAUGAUAAACUAAUGAAUUUCAAUGUAUACCUCCAAUCUUUUGAAGAAUACUGCAAAAAAAAUUUCAGACAUGCUCCACGAUUCUGGAUUUGUGAAUUACAAAAUAAAUUACAAGGAGAUACUCUGACUGCUUUCAAAACCCUGAGAUCAGUGAAUGAUUCUUAUGAAAGCUUGAAGCUCAAGCUGGUUAAAUGGUAUGACAAACAUCGACUGGCUAGGAAAAGUAAUGAUCGCAGCCAGUUUGUCUACGCUAAUUUCAUCAAAGCAGAAAGCAUGCACUCACUAGCCACCAGACUUGAGAAGUUGUUUCAAGUGGCCUUUCCUUGCAAAGACGUCAACACCAGCAAAACACUGCGAGAGAAGUUUCUAUCAACUCUGCCAAGGAACUUGAAAGAACUUCUGAAAACUCAAAUUCUAGAUCAUGGGAUGUCAUGGAAAAAAAUACAGUGGAGUGAUGUGAAGCAGCUCUCCAGUUACUGUGAUAUUGUUAAGUCUUGUGACUACCACAAUUCAAACAUGGAAGAAAAUAACUGUAUGGUUAAUGAGAAGUAUAAUGACAGUAGAAUUUAUUGGCAAUGUUCAGAAAGAACUUCCAAACACCCCUCGGGUAAAAAUUCAAAAUGUUUUCACUGUGGUCGCAUGGGACAUGUGGAGGCUGAGUGUCGAUCAAAGUCUGGGGCCUGUUUCACAUGUGGCUCAUUUGAUCAUUUUUUCUAUAAUUGUCCCCUAUAUAAAUUCCACCAUAGUACUCAGUCAAGCAAAGGUUGUACUGAAGAAUCUUCUCUUGCCCAGAAAACUUCCACAUCAGCAUUAAGGGUUGUGAAACAAGGAGGCAUCAAUUUAAAACAAGGUAACCUUCAAAGGUUUUUGUCUGGCUACAAAUUUGAAAGAGACGCAUGGUUCAAUAGAUACUCAUUAUUAGAAGAUGAAGCAGAAAUUGAGGAUGAAGAUGAAAAUUUUGAAAAUGAUCUGGUAUCUCAGAAACAGCUGUGUACCAUCAAAAUCACUGCCAAGAAAAUAACAGCCAAAAAACGUUCUUCAGUCACUAAAUCAAAGUCAACGAUCACAAGCAGGCCAAGAUACUUUGGACCCAGAGGUCUACAUCAGGAGUGUUCCAGUGAAGUCUUAGAGAGGAGUGUUGUGGAUAAGAAAAGAAGGCCUUACUUAUCCAAAAUUCAACACUCAUCAUCUAGCAGAAAAUUGAAAAGUCAACUGCCAGAGGGAGCAGCACACUGUAGCAAACUUUCUGUUCCCUAUCCAAGUGACAUGAAAAAUGUUCAAUCUUCAGCAAUGACUAAGAUCAACUUGCAUGAAAACCUGUCAAAGAAACCUGAAAUGGAUUACUUUAAAGGUAGAGGCUAUGCUACUGCUAAGAAUGAAGAUGCAACCAAAUUAGAGCACUCCAGCGGCAAUCCAAAAAUGCAGCAUGGUGAUGAAAAUUCCACUUCCUCUAAUGGGAAGCUGCAGGACGUGAGGAGGACGCGAGUUCUGCAGACGGAGGCGCUGAAGCAGCAGCAGUGCAGCCGUCGCCUCCAUAGAGGACGAUGA
Molecule: messenger RNA, 2079 nt
Organism: Hyalella azteca
Lineage: Eukaryota; Metazoa; Arthropoda; Malacostraca; Amphipoda; Hyalellidae
Exons: 3
Coding region: 97-2079 (660 amino acids)
Molecular function (GO): nucleic acid binding; zinc ion binding
Source: RefSeq, a predicted model, not a curated record